Molecule: messenger RNA, 1473 nt
Organism: Triticum aestivum (bread wheat)
Lineage: Eukaryota; Viridiplantae; Streptophyta; Magnoliopsida; Poales; Poaceae
Product: NADH-ubiquinone oxidoreductase 20.9 kDa subunit
Exons: 4
Coding region: 119-550 (143 amino acids)
Cellular component (GO): respiratory chain complex I
Source: RefSeq, a predicted model, not a curated record
CCACUACUCUCUCUCACACCCACUGUGAGAACCCGAGAACCACACCGGACACACCUCCUCCCAGCGACCAAAUCCGCCGCCGCCACCGGAAGGAAGGAAGAGAGCCCCGCGGCGCGCGAUGAACACGGACAUCACCGCGUCGGUGAAGCCGGAGUACCCGGUGGUGGACCGGAACCCUCCCUUCACCAAAGUCGUCGGCAACUUCUCCACGCUCGACUACCUCCGCCUCUCCACCAUCUCCGCCGUCUCCGUCACCGUCGGCUACCUCUCCGGGAUCAAGCCGGGGAUCCGCGGGCCGUCGAUGGUGACGGGGGGCCUCAUCGGCGUCCUGGGCGGGUUCAUGUACGCCUACCAGAACUCCGCCGGGAGCCUCAUGGGGUUCUUCCCCAACGAGUCCGAGGUCGCGCGCUACAAGUACAGCUGUAGUAGCAGGAGGCGCCAUUUCUCCUCGCUUCGCUACCGCAAAAGUGUUACAGUACAUCUUUUUUUCUUUCUAUAUCUAAUCUCGUGUGAGCUGCACUUGCUGUGGGCAAUGCGUGAUCUUGGUUGAAUAAUUGUUGGACCUUGCUGCAAACUAGUGAGGAAUUCAUGAUAUGAUUUUACUCGUCUUGUUAUGACCGGAUCAUGAUUUGAUCGCCAUUUUGGUAAACUUCUUGAAUUGGGGAAAUGUUGUGUUAACAUGGAUUUUAGUACUAGUUAACUCUCUAUGCACGCAUAUUUUUCAUACGAUCUGGGAGAUUGCGAUAUUCGAUAUAUAUUGCUUCUCACAUUGUCUUCGAUCGAUCCGGUCAGCUGAUUUUUUGUAGGUUUGGGCUUCCUUCGGUUUGUUCUGGCUGGUCUGGUUUUCUUUGUCCAUGCUGCACAGUGAGGCGAUACAGGGGAGGCGGUAUCGAGGGUGAGGGGAUUACAUCUGCACUACUUCCCACUAUUUCCUGCUGCAGGCUUUCGUGCUACUUCCCCGGGGGUUUGGAUUGCCCUCGGCGGGUGCUGCCCGUCGAUUAACGUCGUCGGCUUCUCUUCCUCACCACUUUAGAUCGGGUGGCUGCGCCAUCGCUGGCAUCGAGAUGGGUGUUGAGCGAGUGAUCGCUCUCAACGCGCCUCCCGUAUUCACCGAUGCCAACAAGCCCAGCUCCCUCCGGCCACCAGCAGGUUUGCUGCUGAAACAACAAGCAGCUGCAGCUGCUGCUAACAUGCAAGCUGGAGGAGCACCUGGCAUAUUUGCUUACAAUGAUGAACAAACAAGGCAAAUGACUACAGAAACAACUGCUGAUGGAGAUGUGGUUCUUGGAACCCCAGUUGCUUCUCCUGUUAGUUAAUGGGGAUGUGCAUACUGAUAUCAGCCCUGAGAAUGCUGUGUGGUCCAGGGACAGAGAAGAUCGAGCAAAUGUGUUGAUUACUUGGUUGAAGCAUCUGCUGCAGAGGUUGGGGCGAUCACCGCUACUUUAGCUGCUAUAAAGGCGAGACAAGUUAAAG